AUGUACCGUUGCAUUGAUAUACACCCGGACGACACUCACUAUCAAUACGUUUUGUGCCAAGAUAACGAUAAUUUAGGCAUUCAAACAUACGCUCUUCAAACCGUCACAUUCGGCCUUGCAUCAUCACCAUAUCAGGCAAUUAAAACCAUUCAUAUGGUAGCCGAAAAAAUCAAAGCCAUUUCACCAACUGUUUACACCGCAUUUAAACUCGAAACUUAUGUAGAUGACAUCACAACAGGUAGCGAGACCAUCGAAAAUGCCAUCGAGAUGAUUCAAAGAAUCAUUCAUUUGCUGCGAAGUGCCGGCUUUGAGCUCCGUAAGUGGGCUAGUAAUUCACCUGAGAUUCUUCAACAAAUUCCCAUUGAGUAUCAUGAUCAAAAUACCAUGUGUUUGUUCAAUGCCGAAGACGCUAUCAAAACACUCGGUUUGGGAUGGUCCAGCAUCAAAGACUUGUUCACAUUUUGCGUUAACUUUCCAACCAAUAAACAACUCACAAAACGCAAUGUGUCAUCUACAGUCGCUCGCUUAUUUGACCCACUUGGAUGGCUCAAUCCAUUUGUAACCAAAGAAAAAUUAUUUUUGAACAAAUUGUGGGAGAGUAAAUUUGACUGGGACGACAUUAUAACUUCUAUCGACCUUAAAUCUGAAUGGGAAAAAACUUUUGAUCAACUUCAAUUUAUCAAAGAAAUCGAAAUUCCUCGUUGGAUUAACACAUCAUCAACCAACAAAAAUAAUGAGCUUCACGUUUUUUGCGAUAGUUCAAACAGGGCAUACGCUACAUCAAUUUAUCUCAGAACAAUCGAUUCAAAUGAGAAAAUCCAUGUUAAUUUAAUCAUGGCUAAAAGUAAAUUGACACCAAUGCGCAAGCCGUUAACAACACCUCGCUCCGAAUUAUGUGGUGCCGUUUUAGCAGUAAAAUUGCUUGAACUGGUAAAAAAAUCAUUGAGAAUCCAAUUCAAUAAUGUUUUUAUGUGGACUGAUUCCAGCGUCGUUUUGUCAUGGAUUCGAGGAGAUCCAAAUCGUUGGUCAGUUUUUGUUUGUAAUCGAAUUCACAAAAUUCUAUCGUCAACUAAAAUUGGACAAUGGCACCAUGUCCGCACGUUUGAAAACCCAGCUGAUCUUAAUAGCCGUGGGCUUACUAUCAUCGAACUGCGUGACUCAUCACUAUGGUGGCAUGGACCACAAUUUCUUUCGCUACCCCAAUCUGACUGGCCAGAUUCACCAUUCGAAGUUCAUGACGACGAUCGAAAUGAGCUCCGUUCAAAGGUGAAAUCAAUUAACCUCAACAUCAAAGAAGAAGUGUCCAGCGUCAAUACACUCAUGCAACGUUUUUCAAAUUUCAACCGUCUUCGUCGUGCACUGGCAUACGCCAUUCGUUUCGUGAAAAUUGUUCGCUCUUCAAUCAAGCUCAAAUUGCCACGACCAUCGAAAUCAAUGCUAUCGAUUCCAAGAAAGGAACUCAUUGAACUAGUUCCUACACUCACCGUCGAUGAAAUUCAAAACAGUGAACUUUCACUUAUUCGGUGGAUUCAAUCAAAUGAAUUCUCAUGUGAACUCAAAACUAUUCAAGAUCAAAACCCAAUCAAGAAAUCCAGCAAAUUAUAUCGACUUAACCCAUUCAUCGACAACAACAACAUUCUUCGUGUCAACGGUCGUUUACAAAAUGCAUUUAUGUCAUUUGAAGAAAAAUUUCCAAUAAUUCUCCCUUCGAAAAGCUACAUUGCAAAGUUGAUCACGGAUUAUUAUCAUCGUCUUACAUUACACGGUGGACCUCAAGUGACGGUCAAUCAAAUUCGCCAAAUUUAUUGGAUUCUUGAUGUACGCAAUUUCGCACGACAUUUUAUAAACAAGUGUGUCAUUUGUUUCAAAGCACGUCCAGUCUUAUCACAACAACAAAUGGCUGCAUUACCAACUGCGCGUGUUAAUACUAAUUCACGACCAUUUGCAUCGACUAUCGUUGACUACGCGGGCCCUUAUGAUAUUCGUGCUUCAAAAGGCCGCGGUCAAACUUCAUACAAGGGUUACGUUGCCGUUUUCACAUGUAUGACUACGAAGGCUGUUCAUCUAGAAGCAGCUGGUGAUCUCACAACACAAACAUUUCUCCAUGCGUUCGACCGAUUUGUCGCUCGUCGUGGAUUUUGUCAUGAUGUGUUUAGCGAUUGUGGGACUAACUUUGUUGGUGCCAAUAACGAGAAUCUAAGACUCUACAACAAAUUUAUUCAAUCAAUCGAAAAGGAAAUCAUACCAGCACUAGCAAAUCGACACAUUCAAUGGCAUUUAAGUCCACCGGGAGCACCGCAUUUCAAUGGAUUAGCCGAAGCAGCUGUGAAAAUAAUGAAAUUUCACUUAUCAAGAAUAAUUGGAGAUGCAAAACUCACAUUCGAGGAAUUUUCAACUGUCUUGGCUCGCAUUGAAGCUGUUCUCAACUCUCGUCCGAUUUCGCCAGUCACUGAGAAUGCAAAUGACUUCACGGCAAUAACACCGGGACAUUUUCUGACGGGAAAUGCUCUCUUAUCACGACCUCAACGACCCUCAGAAUUAAAUCCGAUCAAACGACAUCAACUAAUGGAGUCAAUGGUUCAACAUUUUUGGAAACGUUUUAAGGAAGAUGUCUUGUCCAGCAUGCAAAUUCGUACAAAAUGGCGAACCAAGCAACCUAACAUCAAAGAAAAUGAUUUAGUAACCAUCAAAGAUGAUCGUUUUCCAGUCGGUCAUUGGCCCAUGGGACGUGUCAUUUCAUUACAUCGAGGAAGCGACGAUCUCGUUCGAGUUGUUACAAUCAAAACACCCACCGGCCUUUUGAAAAGACCAAUCGUUAAACUCGCUUUGAUACCAAGCACUGUCCAGCCAUAA
Molecule: messenger RNA, 2853 nt
Organism: Eupeodes corollae
Lineage: Eukaryota; Metazoa; Arthropoda; Insecta; Diptera; Syrphidae
Exons: 1
Coding region: 1-2853 (950 amino acids)
Biological process (GO): DNA integration
Molecular function (GO): nucleic acid binding
Source: RefSeq, a predicted model, not a curated record